Molecule: messenger RNA, 1881 nt
Organism: Zonotrichia leucophrys gambelii
Lineage: Eukaryota; Metazoa; Chordata; Aves; Passeriformes; Passerellidae
Gene: LTO1
Product: LTO1 maturation factor of ABCE1
Exons: 5
Coding region: 53-457 (134 amino acids)
Source: RefSeq, a predicted model, not a curated record
GAGCCACGCCCCCUCCCUCUCGCCGUCCGCUCCCGGCGUGCCCCGCGCCGCCAUGGCCGACCUGUUCGAUGGGAUCGUGAUGGCCGAGCAGAGGUUCCACGGGGAGGGCUACCAGGAGGGGCUUGCAGAGGGCAGCCACGCUGGCAUGGCUGAGGGCAGGAGGCAUGGAGCACUGCAUGGAGCCAGGAUGGGCUCAGAGAUUGGCUGCUACCUUGGGUUUGCACUGACGUGGCACUGUCUGCUCCAGAAAUGCACAGAUCCAAAGAACAGCAAAAAGCUAAGGGCUCUGGAUUCAUUAAUAGGGAUGAUUCAGAAAUUCCCAUAUGAAGACCCCACUUAUGAUAAGCUGCAAGAAGAUCUGGAAAAAAUCAGAGGAAAAUUUAAACAGGUUUGUUCAAUGCUAAAUAUUCAGUCUGAUUUUAGACUUGGUAAUGAGAGAUCUUCACUGACAUUUUGAAUGCAACAGAUGAAGAUAAUCGUGGAUGACCAAAGGAAAAAAAACAUUAACAGAACUGGAAAACUUUCUAUCUACUUUUAUAUUUUAAAAAAAUCAAAAUAGUGAAGAGAUGUUAAAGGGGAAGUGAAAAAUGACUGGACUUGCAGUAUUAUUUAACAUUUAUUUUCUCCAACUUCUCUUUAGGAUAUUACACACACUAGUGUGUAAAUCUGUUAAAUAGAAAUAUUUGUUUUAAUUCUUUGCUAGUCUUUUACUGAUAAUUCCUCAAAAGGAAAACAAGCAUUUGCACACUUUCCUUGUUUAAAGGAUGUCUGUAACUUAAAAAUCUGUAUAUGCAGAUGAUUCAGUUUACACAAUGUGUACAUGCUGUGGGUGAAGGAAAGUAAGAUCAACUCCCUGCAGACUUUGCAGCAGGAAACAUUUUUGUGGGGAGAAGAUGGAAUGACAAAGGAGAUCAGAAUGCAGAGGAGAAGGAUGAAGAUACCUGCUUAGAAUAUGGAAUUUGCACUUGGAUUUUCCAAUAGUUUUGCAGACUGAUGGGGGAAGGGAGCAAACUCCACAAAAUCCAACCACUUCCCUACAAGUUACCAGUUUAAAUGAUGGAUGAGAUGAACAUGACUGCCAGGAGAGUUGGGAUUCUCAUUGACUAUAUUUAUCAGUACCUCUCACACAGACCAGCUUUUUAUGUGCCAGCCUUGAAAAGUGACAACUUGAGUCUCAUUCCAAACCACUGGAUGCUGCCAGCUGUGUUAGCUGAGAGGAGUGCCUGGAACAGGCUUUGCCUUGGGCUGCUGGAUGUCUUUGCAUUCCAGUGAGGAAUUCCAGAAUUCCUUUUACCACCUGUACCCUGUGUGUGUCUGGCUCUGCCUGCCUGGCAUGGUUCAGCAUUAUGAAUUUGAAAUGAAAUAUGAAAAUCAAAGACAGAUUUGAGGUUUUUGGUUUGUUUAAUUGUCUUACAUGUGAAUUUUGAUCCCCACAGGCAGUGUCAGAGCCAUCUAGUGGAUGUGUGGGAUUGUAGGAGCUCACAAAUACUUGUGUAGGUGAAGUGGUUAAAAUAGUACAGUGUGUACACACUCAUGAUGAUUCUAAUUAUGUGGAGAAUGUCUUUGCACUGAAGUAACACUGAGGCAGGAAUGAAUUUUUACUUGUUUCCUCAUUUGCUAAAAUGUCUGUAAAAGCAAGGGCAGGGUUGUGAGAGCUCCAGGUGGAGCAUUUGUUUAAUAGAAGUGUGUGACAUGUGGGUGACAAGUCAAGGUGUUGCUCCAGAGAUUGUAUCAAACACAAUUAUUUUUGUUCAGCUCAAGAGAGAAAAGGUCUCUGGCACUCAGGUGGUGACUUUAUUUGGAAAAUUGGUUUGGUGGCUAAUUUUCUUGUAUUGCUUUAGUUCUAUUUAAAAAAAUACAUAAUAAAUUAUUAUAUAAAUA